This is a messenger RNA of Cryptotermes secundus, 866 nucleotides long. RefSeq lists its product as uncharacterized. The record is from RefSeq and is a predicted model, not a curated record. The transcript is spliced from 7 exons. Bases 177 to 866 code for a protein of 229 amino acids. Lineage: Eukaryota; Metazoa; Arthropoda; Insecta; Blattodea; Kalotermitidae.
CCCAUCUUCAUGCCCUGAUCCGUGUUUACGCCUACGCAACUUACAGUUUCAUAUCUUGCCGGCUACGUGAAUAUCUCAACUGGAAGCAAUUUUCUAACCGCAACCCACGCCAUCCUCGCCGAAACGACCACGAUAAGAAUCCGAUACGUGGCGAUAUCGAGUAUACAAUAUUCAAUAUGUCUCCAUCGAAGAUUGUUAGAAACGUUAUUAUGCUUUGUUUCUUGAAUGUCUGCUUGUCAUAUGAGCAUUAUGCACUGUCGAGUGACAGAAUAUGUUCUCUAGUUGGCAAAAAGCGAAAAAUUAAACUAAAAGAAAAAGCAGAAUCUGCUGUUAUAAUAAAGGAGACUAGAUCUUUUGAUGAUUGGCAAGGUAUUGUUGAAUACAGAUGUCGCUUUGAAGUUAUAAGUGAAGAUGAAGAUGGUGUAAUUGCUGUAAUUCAGAAUCUCUCAUUCAGAUUUGAUGAAUCUGGCUGUAUAGAUUAUAUUCAGUUCAAACGGAAAGAUGGAUCAAAGAGCAGGAAGUAUUGUGGGCAGAUCCAUUCUUUCAGGCAGACGCAAGAGGACGUGGAGGUGCUGGAAGAGGAUAUUGGGACUGUCCUUGAUCCAGGUGGAGAACUGGACACUUACAUAUAUGUUGCCAAUAUAAAGUUGAAACCAAAUGAAAAGCUGGAUCUUGAGCUUGUAUACACAUCUUAUAGAGCCUGUUUAAGAAGGCACAGUACUUACCAGAGUUGUGUUCCAUAUGCAAGUGAUGUAUGCAUUUGGAGAGGACUUUUUAAUGAUAGUUAUGUCAACUGUCACAUGAAUUGUUUUGAUGAAGGCAGUUGCUUUAAAUCUCAAGACCCUGUGGGGCGUGCGGUAGCGUAG